UUUCAGAUUUCUUUCCUUUAGAGCUGACUUGGUCAAUGUAUGCGCGUAUUUAAGUUAAACUGAGUGAGCUCAACUAGCAGCACAGCAAGAGAAUCCUGUAAGUUUGUAACAGUCAGUUGAGUUGAGUAAAAAACAGUUGGAGAUCUGCUAUAUAUCUCCUCUAUGUCUGGUUUUGAAAGACCUGUCUUGAAGUUGAAGGGUAUGCAACAUUCCAGCAGUGAGUCAUCUCUACAUCUGAAAGUAGAUGAAUCACCUCAAUCAUCGGUCAGCGAAGAAAGGAAGAUCACGUCAGAACCUUAUCAAUGCAAUGGUAGUCGUCAGCGUGAAUCCAAUAAAGAGGAAUCCAAAGAAGACGAUAAGAAACCCCAGGGAUGCAUAAUACUUCUUCAAGCAGGGGUUGCUUUACUGGACGAGCCAUUGAUUGAAGAAAGGCGGCCCAACCAAGGGAUUAUGUGGCAAAUGGAACCCAACGUCAUACAGGACACUCAAUGUGAGAAGCUUAGGUGGGUUGAUCAGAGCAACCCCAUGGAAGAUCUUCAAUAUCAUGUUUUGGAGAAGGAAACAAGAAUUUGCGAGUUAGAGUAUGAGCUACAGUGCAGAGAUGAUAAAAUCAAGAUCUUACAGUUGAAGAAAGAUAACUUAGAAGAGGAUGUUCAAGAAAUGAAGAACGAAGUGUAUGCGAUGUGGGUAGAGAUGAUGAAGUGUUCGAGGAACAAGAAUAAUAUAUCCAUGGCUUUGGUUUUUUCUUGGAUUUUCUUUGCUGUAGUCUUGUUUUAUCUCAAAUUCUAGGUGGGGUUGUAAUUUAAGAUUUCCUUCAAGAUUUAGUAAGGGGACUUGAUUUGUCAUAUUUUGGUAUUGUAUUUGUAGUUGUUAUGCAGUUACAAUGGUACUUGAAUAAUGAAAUGCAAUCAGAACUAAUUUGAUAACA
Molecule: messenger RNA, 928 nt
Organism: Chenopodium quinoa (quinoa)
Lineage: Eukaryota; Viridiplantae; Streptophyta; Magnoliopsida; Caryophyllales; Amaranthaceae
Exons: 3
Coding region: 163-789 (208 amino acids)
Source: RefSeq, a predicted model, not a curated record